This is a messenger RNA of Chaetura pelagica (chimney swift), 685 nucleotides long. RefSeq names its product prefoldin subunit 4 (gene PFDN4). The record is from RefSeq and is a predicted model, not a curated record. The transcript is spliced from 3 exons. Gene Ontology annotation, biological process: protein folding. The coding region runs from base 166 to 402 and encodes 78 amino acids. Gene Ontology annotation, cellular component: cytoplasm; prefoldin complex. NCBI's taxonomy places the organism in Eukaryota, Metazoa, Chordata, Aves, Apodiformes, Apodidae.
CACUUUCAUCUCUUGAAGGCUGCAGAAGAUGUCAAUGUUACUUUUGAAGAUCAACAGAAAAUUAACAAGUUUGCCAGAAAUACCAGCAGGAUCACAGAGCUGAAAGAAGAAAUAGAAGUGAAAAAGAAACAACUUCAGAAUUUGGAAGAUGCUUGUGAUGACAUAAUGAUGCUUGAUGAUGGUGAUUCACUUCUGAUACCCUACCAAAUUGGAGAUGUCUUCAUUAGUCAUUCCCAGGAAGAGACACAAGAGAUGCUGGAAGAGGCAAAGAAAAGUUUACAAGAAGAAAUUGAAGCAUUAGAAUCCCGAGUGGAAUCAAUUCAGAGGGUGUUAUCUGACCUGAAAGUUCAGCUCUAUGCCAAGUUUGGAAAUAACAUAAAUCUUGAGGCUGAGGACAGUUAAAGGUGUUCUAAAUAUACCACACAACUUUUCCUUCUUUUAUUAAAUGCUUUGAUAACAUUGUUCCAAUGACAUUUAAAAAACAUCCACCACUUUUUUUUUUUAAUUUUAAAUUUUUUUUACUUUCCUGUCUUGGGUUCCACCUAUUUAAGGAGGGCUUUCUUACUGUGGUUAUUGCAGUUAUUUAUUUGUUCAGGAAAGCAUUAGCUUCAUACUGUUGGUAAAGAAUCAGGAUUGGAAUCUUUGCAUUGCUUAUUAAAGUAAUAAAGUCAGGCACAUAUUGUAA